AUGAGUUCCUCACCAGUCAAUGAAACUGAUCAGUGCGAGCAGCAUAGAGUUCCUGAUUUCUACUGUUGUUAUUUACUUCAAUCAAUCUGCAAAAGACAAUCGUUUUACAUUGGUUCCACGCCUAAUCCUGUUAGAAGACUUCGGCAGCACAAUGGCAUACUGGCGAGAGGAGGUGCCUAUCGAACCAAACGAGGGAAUACAAGGCCAUGGGAAAUGAUACUACUGGUUCACGGGUUUCCCUGCAAGGUUGCCGCCCUACAAUUCGAACAUGCUUGGCAGCAUGGAUACAAGACACACUACAUCGCAGAGGAUGUACGAAUUGUGAAGAAUAGAAAUGGAGGCAGAAGUUUGCAUCACAAACUUGGAGUUAUGAAGUUGUUGCUUACACAUGUAUACUUUCAGCAUAUGAGCUUGAGAAUUGAAAUCUUUAAUUUGGAGACACAGCGCAUAUGGGAACAGGACAAAUUCCAAACUCAAAAUUAUGGGCAUAUAGUUUCAUCAAUAAUGCCAGGUGCGCUUGGUGUACCCGAUACUUCGAAUUCUGAGAAUGUGAAGGCCUUUGAAUGCAGCAAUCUAGAACUCAUCAGAUCAUUCUAUGCGCAGUGUUCCGAAAAGGAUCGAUUAAGAAGCAUGAGAUAUGAGGAAAGAUUAGCUAAUGGCAUGAUACCUUGCAGCAUCUGCGAGUUACCAUUUGACUACACAUCCGAGGAAGAGGUUAUGAAACCGAUGGUUGGCUUUUGUUACUUUAACGGAUGUGAUUUCGUUGCCCACUUGAGUUGUUUGCAUAGAUACUUUGUAGAUGAUGAGCAGCUCCUUUUGGGCAAACAAGUUCUCAUACCCAUUGGAGGUAAAUGUCCAGAUUGCACGCGAAGCAUAAAAUGGACGACCAUAGUAAAAUACUCGACAUUAAUGAAAACGCUAUACGGAUCAUAA
This is a messenger RNA of Torulaspora delbrueckii, 933 nucleotides long. It is a transcript of the gene SLX1, whose product is annotated as endonuclease. The record is from RefSeq and is a predicted model, not a curated record. The transcript has a single exon. Gene Ontology annotation, cellular component: Slx1-Slx4 complex. The coding region runs from base 1 to 933 and encodes 310 amino acids. Lineage: Eukaryota; Fungi; Ascomycota; Saccharomycetes; Saccharomycetales; Saccharomycetaceae. Gene Ontology annotation, molecular function: 5'-flap endonuclease activity; crossover junction DNA endonuclease activity. Gene Ontology annotation, biological process: double-strand break repair via homologous recombination.